Panicum virgatum (switchgrass) is the source of this 1127-nucleotide messenger RNA. Its product is annotated as EPIDERMAL PATTERNING FACTOR-like protein 2. The record is from RefSeq and is a predicted model, not a curated record. The transcript is spliced from 3 exons. NCBI's taxonomy places the organism in Eukaryota, Viridiplantae, Streptophyta, Magnoliopsida, Poales, Poaceae. The coding region runs from base 411 to 797 and encodes 128 amino acids. Gene Ontology annotation, biological process: guard cell differentiation; stomatal complex development.
GCAAGGCUCGCGUCAUUUUUGCAUUGCCGCCGCUCUCGGCGCCGGCUCCUCGGCCUGCCGCGGCCGCGGCCGCUGCCGCUUCUCUCUCCUCCAGCUUUUGUGCUCGCUGCUGCCGGACAGCCGGAAGCAAUGGCCGGCGGGAGUCUUUAUGGUCACAGGAUUCAGACGCAUUCAAUGGCCUGAUCCUUGGUACACUGCUGUACAUCACCUCCUGCCCGGCUGCCUCCCUCUCCCUCUCUCAUUGAUUCCCAACUCCACAGCCACAAGGAACCCCUGCCCAUGUGAACAGUGAGCAUGCUGGCGCUGUAGCACCCUCUGCUCGAUAUAUAGGCACGCCAGCUACUGUUGCCGACCUCAUUCAGUGAGUGGCUAGCUAGAGCUAGGCGACGUUCAGUCGAGCUCGAGCUCUCAUGGGACUCCAGCUUUACUCCUCAUCCCUGCUGCUUCUCCUCCUGCUAUCCUCUCACGGCCUGCACGCUGCCGAAGGUAGAGCGCUGCAUUUCCAGCCCAAGGAUCCACCAAAGAUUGGCAAGGGCGUGGCGGUGGCGGAGUCGCUGAUCGGGUCGAGGCCGCCGCGGUGCGAGGGCAAGUGCGCGCCGUGCGGGCGGUGCGAGGCGGUGCAGGUGCCCGUCGCGCCGCGAGUAGUCGACGGCGGCAGGGGCGAGGCCGCGCCCGGCCGCGCCCGCCUGUACAGCAGGGCCGCCGGCGCCGGCGCCAGGGUCGAGGAGAGCUACACCGACUACAAGCCCCUCAACUGGAAGUGCCGGUGCGCGGACUGGCGAGCCCUGGAUCCGUGAUCCGGCUGCGACCUCGACUCCUCUCGAGCUGCUGAUGCCGAGCCCAUGAUAAUUUUUACUAGACUUGAUUUCAGCUGUUGGAUGAUCCAUGAGCCAUUAAUCAUAGACUGAUCUUUUAGAUGUUCUCGUCGCUACCUAGGUUUUGGUACGCAAUAGAGAUGCUUGUAGUUUGGCUAGUGAUCAGGCUCUUUCAAGGGUUGCUUCUUAGUAUUGCUACUCCGUGUUAGCCUAUAAUUAAUUAAUCAGAGUAGAGAAAUGGUGUUCCUUUGUGCAUCAGUAGCCUGGCAUUACCAUUUCAGUUCAUGACAAGUUCUCCAUUCUGGUCCUAUA